AUGACUGAAAGACAUUUUACGUGUUGACAGUCAUUUUACGAGUUUAUUUAUGUUUAUUUUUGAGAAAUAGUUAAAAAUACUUGCAGAGUCCCAUUGGUAUAUUUGACUCCAAUGCUAUUUAGGUGUCCAGUUGUUGAACCUUCUGUCUUUAGACUGGCUUUAUUCCUUGAAUAUGGUUACAAAUUUUCCCCUCUGAAUACCAUCCUAGCCAGGUAGAACAUCCCUUCAUUGAAUGGGGAAGUGGAAAUGUUCUCCAUGUCACCUAGAUGUUCUGCCACGUAUCUUGUUGAACAUACUUGGUGCAGCUCAUGUGGAACCACUUUAACACUUCAGUUAAAAAGAAUAAUACUCUUUAGUACCAGUUUGGCCCCUGGCUUUCAGUGCCAACAAUCACUAGCCAUGUAAUGAUGCUUGUGAUAAGUUGACCUUUCCUCAUUGAUAAGAAAUGACGCAUCCUCUGGACAAAGAAGCCACUUCAUUUGGUCAACCAGGCUUGAAACAUCAGGAGAGAUCCACAGUAUAAAUACAGCAGCCAUAGGUCCUCAAUCCUCGCAGUGGUGUUUUCACUCGUAGAAGACACCAGAGACAAAGCCAAGAUGAAGCUCCUUGUGGCUUCAGUUCUUCUUGUCUUUCUCGCUUGCCCAAAGGAAAGCAUUUCGGUUCCUGUUUUGGUGGUACGCAGUCCUGCUGUACACCCUCCUGCCGUACACCCUCCUGCUGUACACCAUCCUGCCGUACACCAUCCUGCCGUACACCAUCCUGCCGAACACCAUCCUGCCGGACACAAUCCUGCCGGACACAAUCCUGCUGUACACAUUCACGGUGAACCACAUCACAUAAGUGUUCUAGGACAAUUAUCAGUCGUUCUUCAUGACCUAAAAACAGUGAUUGGUGAGAUCAUGACCACGGUGCCAGAAGAGGUGAGUACUGUUGACAAUUUUGCAAGAAACAUUGUUUUCUUUCUACUGAACAUAGAAUAA
This is a messenger RNA of Pogona vitticeps (central bearded dragon), 980 nucleotides long. The record is from RefSeq and is a predicted model, not a curated record. NCBI's taxonomy places the organism in Eukaryota, Metazoa, Chordata, Lepidosauria, Squamata, Agamidae.